Molecule: messenger RNA, 1403 nt
Organism: Triticum urartu
Lineage: Eukaryota; Viridiplantae; Streptophyta; Magnoliopsida; Poales; Poaceae
Source: RefSeq, a predicted model, not a curated record
CUCCAAUGAGAGCAUGAGGAUUUAGCGUCACCGUUUUCUGUUCCUUCGGCCCCAAAUCCCUAUCCCAAAUUUCCAAGGAAUCAUGGCGCGCUGCUCCCCGCCGCUGCUGCGCCGCUUCUUCUGCUGCGCCGCCAAAUCCGCCUCGGCCACAUCCGCCGCCGCCGGCACCAAGAAGAAGAACAUCGUCUUCUUGGGAUCUCCCCAGGUCGCUGCCUCGGUCCUGGACACGUUGUUGGCCGCGUCCAGCUCCCCCGACUCCGCAUUCCAGGUCGCUGCCGUCGUGACACAGCCGCCGGCCGCCAAGAACAGGGGGAGGAAGCUGUUGCCGUCGGCCGUCGCGCAGCUCGCGCUCGAGCGAGGGUUCCCUGGCGACCUCAUCUUCACCCCCGAGCGCGCUGGGGAGGAGUCCUUUCUGUCUGACUUGAAGGGGGUGAGACCAGAACUUUGCAUCACUGCUGCUUACGGGAACAUUUUGCCACAGAGGUUUCUUGAUAUCCCACCAUGUGCAGGUACAGUUAAUAUACACCCAAGUUUGUUGCCUCUAUAUCGCGGUGCAGCUCCUGUGCAGAGGGCAUUGCAGGAUGGUGUUGCAGAAACAGGUGUUUCCCUUGCAUAUACUGUCCGUGCCUUGGAUGCAGGUCCAGUGAUUGCUUGCGAAAGGUUUUCUGUCGAUGAAUGCAUCAAGGCACCAGAGCUGCUUGCUAUACUAUUCAAUAUAGGGUCCAAGCUACUGCUGGAUGAACUACCAUCCGUUCUUGAUGGUUCAGCUAAGCAAAAGGCAAAGCCACAAGAUGACUCCAAAGCUACACUGGCGCCCAAGAUGAAUUCGGACGAGUCCUGGCUGACAUUUGACGAAGAAGCUAAAGUUCUCCAUAACAAGGUGCGAGCAUUUGCAGGAUGGCCAGGAACCCGCGCAAAAUUGCAACUUCUGAACCAAAAUGGCGAACCCGAUGUUCUAGACAUCAAGGUUAUCAGUACAAAUGUUUCCACGUCCUGUGACAAAGUCGGAGACGAAAAUGAAAUACUAUUCUCAGGGAACUCGCUGCUCAUUCCUUGCAGUGGGUCAACUUGGCUUGAGGUCUUGGAGCUUCAGCUACCUGGAAAGAAGGUAACCACGGCUCGGGACUUCUGGAAUGGUUUGCGUGGUCAGAAGCUAUUAAAAUCAACAUAAGAGAGAAAUCUGCAUUCAUUUUGCAGCACAUGUGCAAAGGAUGCAAAUGCCAAGACGGCCAUAUGCCGUGCUCGGUUUAGAUGCAUCUUGCAGGGUUAAAGGGUUGUUGACAUUUAUCCUUAGAGAAAUUUGCAGGGGGCAAAAAGAUGGUCUUAAUUUUUGUAAAGAAAAUUAUUAAGAUUUUGUGCCCUUACUUUCUUUUGACAAAUCAAUAAUUUUCCAGAUUGUCAUC